AUGCAGGCAGAGAAAACAAAGAAUUUUGUCAGUCGAAGCCCCGUCAUAGGAGAAGUGCUCUCCACAGCGGACAUGGCCACAGCAGUAACGUGUGGAAUAAUUUAUUGGCUAUUUGGUGGUGCGGUCAGGAAUCUCAGAAGCCCAGCACAUAUAACUAAGUGGCUUCAGCCACUCCAGGAGCAGAAAUACACUGGGAUGUUUGCAAUGACUAAGAGGGGCCAUGGGAGCAAUGUGAGAGGGAUCCAGACCGAAGCCACUUGUGACCUCACUGCACAGGAGUUUGUGAUCCACACACCAUGUGAAGAUGCUAAAAAGAUGUACAUCGGAAAUGCCAUGCACGGGAACUACGCUGCGGUCUUUGCCCAGCUCAUUGUGGUUGGAUGGUGUUAAGGGCCCCACUGCUUUAUUGUUCCUGUCUGAGACGAAAAUGGAAGCUUGUACCCAGGAGUGACUGUGGUUGAUAUGAUGUACAAAGAAGGUGCGCCUGGUGUGGAUAAUGGGAUUUUAAUAUUUGAGGAGGUUCGGAUACCAAGGGACAACCUGCUGGAUCAGUGGGUGGUGUGUGACCCAGAUGGGCAGUACCAUUCCCCUAUUAAGAACAAGAGUGCAAGAUUCAACGCGAUGCUGCCAGCACUGACCCCUUUGAGAUCAGCGGUGACUUUCCAGGCUAUCGGCGCCAUGAAGGUAGCUGACGCUCAUUGA
This is a messenger RNA of Myotis daubentonii (Daubenton's bat), 702 nucleotides long. It is a transcript of the gene ACOXL, whose product is annotated as acyl-CoA oxidase like. Gene Ontology annotation, biological process: lipid homeostasis; fatty acid beta-oxidation using acyl-CoA oxidase. The record is from RefSeq and is a predicted model, not a curated record. The transcript has 8 exons. Gene Ontology annotation, cellular component: peroxisome. Gene Ontology annotation, molecular function: acyl-CoA oxidase activity; fatty acid binding; FAD binding. Lineage: Eukaryota; Metazoa; Chordata; Mammalia; Chiroptera; Vespertilionidae.